AUGCGAUCAUUCGUCGUGGUAUUCGCUUUUACGGUGGGGUUAGUACUGGCCGACGAAUUGACUUCAGCUGCUACAACCACUACGGGUCAUCAUCUCAACAAAGAAUCCAGUACCGUAUCUCCUACUUCCCCGGCUCCUCACAAGCGAGCUGCCACUACCGUAAUCUCCAAAGGUGACCCACAUGCUGCUGAAGAAUAUACUGGACCUAAUACCCCUGCUCCAAAGCCAAAAAGAUCCGCUGAAACUACAGUAGCCCAUACUGAAAGUACCGUAUCUUCCACGACUCCUAGAGUUAAACGAUCGGAACCAACGACUUCUGCUCCAGAAUCCCACGCUCAGACUACUACCGUGAACAGACAUCCAGGAGAAGCCGCCAGUACAACAGCUACACCAAAAGAGAAGCGUCAAGCGGUGUACGGUAGCACAAUCUCAGCAACUUUUACUACUGAGAAGCCAAAACGGAAGAGAAACGCUGAGACUACUACUGUCGCUCCAGAAUCCACCACGGUACACAAAGUGAAGAGAUCUGAAGAAUCCAGCUCCACAACUUCUGCUCCAGAAACCACCACGGUACACAAAGUUAAGAGAUCAGAAGAAACAACUACCACAACUUCUGCUCCAAGAUUCAGACGCUCUGAAGCCGCGACUUCUGAUUCAACCAAUUCGCAACCCACAACUACUGUAGCACACCGUCAACGUCGUGACGCUGAAUCCACUUCCACGACUACGGUAGCACCAAAACAGAAACGUGAAACAGAAUCCAAUUCAACAACUACUGUGGCUCCACGGCAACGUAGGGAGGCAGAAUCUACUUCUACCACUACCGUAACGCCAAGAAAUAGACGUGACGCUACAACUACCGUUGCCCCAGCUAAUUCUACACAUGAAUCCCGACCAAAACGAUCGGAAAGCACUCCAGCACCAGUCCAGGAGCACCUCCACGAAUCAAAACUACCAAAUGCUAGUCCAAUCACAGACGCUCACAUCCAACCACAUCUCGAUGAUGUGACAACAACUGCCCCACAGUAA
This is a messenger RNA of Bursaphelenchus okinawaensis, 1029 nucleotides long. NCBI's taxonomy places the organism in Eukaryota, Metazoa, Nematoda, Chromadorea, Rhabditida, Aphelenchoididae. The record is from the annotation of a GenBank genome assembly.